AUGUCGGAGUUCACCUUCGAGCGGCUAGCUGUGGCCGAGCGCACAAUGCGCGCGGACGAGCAGCGCGAGGCCGCACGCGCGGCGGCGGAGGAGGCCUGGGUCGACGAACGGGUGGCCGAAGGCGAGUCUCGCCGCGUGCUGGAGGUGACGCCGCCGGGCGACGCAGCACACUGGGCCGAGCUCGUCGCCUCCCGCCCUGUCGAUGGCGGCGGCGGCGAGCGUAAGCCCGACUCAACGGGCACGGCGCGGUGGCACGAGGCGCUUGCGCCGUGGGGCCUCACGCUCGCUGCGGCCGGCGCAGUGGGCGGCGGUGGGCGUGGCUUGGUCACAACGCGCUCCUUCAAGCGCGGAGAGGUGCUCAUGCGCGUGACACCGGCAGUAGCAGUCGUGAGUGGUCGUCACCUGAGUUCGCGCUGUCACCACUCCCACGCCACCGGUGGUCGCCUGCUGGUUUGCUCGCGCUGCGGCUGCGCUCGCUACUGCUCCGCCGACCACCAGCGAGCCGCGUGGGCGGGCCACCGCGACGAGUGCGCGCUGCUCGCGCAGACUCGCCCGCGGGUGCCGGGCCAGACGGUGCGGCUGCUGGCGCGUCUGCUCGCGCUGCUCCGCCGCUCCGCCGGCGCGCCUCCGCCCGAGGACGCGGGCGAAUGGGCGAGGAGCGCCGCGGCGAUCCUGUCGCUCUCGCACCAGCUCGGUGGCCAGCCGGCGGAGAGGUGUGCCGAGUUCGGGGAGCAGGCGGGGAUGGUCUGCUCGCUGAUCCAGGAGGCUGCGCGGAGCGGCGGCGGCUGGGCGGGGAGCAGCUCCUGCCCUCCCCAGGAGCAGGAGAUCGGCAUCGGCCUCUACCCGCUCGCAGCCCUCGCAAACCACGACUGCGACCCGACGGCAGCCCAGUCCUUUGGUGCGGCGGGCAAGCUGACACUGCGCGCCCUCCGCCCUCUCGCGGCCGGCGAGGCGGUCACGAUCGGGUACGUCGACCUAGCGGCGGCCGCAUCCGAGCGGCGGCAAGCGCUGCGCAGCUCCUACCUCUUCACCUGCGAGUGCCGCGCCUGCGAAGAGGCCCUCGCCCCGACCCCCGCCGCUCGCAAGCGAGAGGCGGCACGCUGCGAGGCGGCGGCCUCCUUGCGUGAGGAGCAGCGGGCAGAGCUCGCCGCAAUCGACGCCGCCGACUGGGAAGCCGCGCUGCGCCGCUCGACCCGCGCCGCAGAGAUCGCAGCGUCGCUCCCUCCCCCCGCGGUGCACGGCGAGGCGGCGCCUCUGGUCCGUGAUGCGGCCGAGAUGCUCAGAGGGGCUCAGCUCGAGCUUGCUUACGGAGACAACUCGGCAGCUAGCUGA
Emiliania huxleyi CCMP1516 is the source of this 1332-nucleotide messenger RNA. RefSeq lists its product as hypothetical. Gene Ontology annotation, molecular function: protein binding. Bases 1 to 1332 code for a protein of 443 amino acids. The transcript has 4 exons. Gene Ontology annotation, cellular component: nucleus. The record is from RefSeq and is a predicted model, not a curated record. NCBI's taxonomy places the organism in Eukaryota, Haptophyta, Isochrysidales, Noelaerhabdaceae.